GAAAUGUAAAAAUAAGCAAUAUUUAAUUAUCAACACUACAUUUCUGCAUGGUGUGCGUGUGUGUGUGUGUGUGUGUGUGUGUAUCCUUUCAAGUUCUGAGGACUUUAAUUUGCAACGUGUUGUUAUCAUGCACACAGUAUUUGAAAACUCCUGUAGCUGACCCAAAGAGCUAGCAGUUUUGAAUGAAGGAUGCAUAUUUUCAAAUAUGUUCUUACAUUUUAGUUUAAUUCACCUUAGAUGUUCCAGCUCCAAAAUACCUUCAUUUUUAAACUAGACAAGAUAAAAUGUGCAUCUAGUCUAAAUGAGAAAACUAUGUAUUUCCUCAUUAGUUUGAAACACCCGAUUGAUAUGUUUGCCAUGUCCUUUCGAGUAUAAUGUGUAAAUUUAUCUUAUCUUUUGAAGUAGAUAUGCUCAUGUCAGGUAACAUGCUUGAGCAGAUGUAAUAAUGUAUACAUUAAUACUAAUCUAAGAGUGUGCAAACACAAACUAUCACCAUUUAGUUUGAUUAUGAGAGGAGAAUUAUGUGUGGAAUUCCUUUAUGGUUAAGGUCAAUUGUAUCAAAAUGACUUGUCAGAAUCUAUUACACGAUUAGUCUUUCAGGAAUACAAAUACCUAACAUUUGAAACGAUGUAUGGUAGGGUAUAUGGAAACUUUAUUCACUCAGGAAGAGCUAUGACACAGCCCAUGUUGAAUACUAGGUUAUCAACGGGCUCUGCUCUCAAUGGACUGAUGAUGCCAUAGAAGAAGGCAGACAUAUACACAUCUGUAAUGUAGAGAGAUUGUUGUUGCAAUGAAGUUUUAUAUGUGUCUUAGUAAGGAGCAGAAGAUUUGAACUCAAAGAAAUCCUUUUUAGGAAGGAGAACUUAAAGUGGAAUACAGAGAUUGGGUUUGUCUUCCAGGAGGGCAUCUAGGAAGAUAGGUCAAGUUGAGGAGAGUGGUGAGUGCACAUGAACAGAGGGAUGGUGGCCAAUUCAAAUGGCCAAAUAGUUUUCACCCAGGUCUCUUUGGAGGGCAAAGGAAAGAUUUAAUACUUAGCUUGGCCAACAAAUUUAAACUUGGGAAACAAGGUAGCUGGUAGGCAUUUCCCUUGGGGGGUAAACAUCCCAACACCCCUCACUAUUCAGAGUCAGAGACUUUUAUUUAUCAAUAUUAUAUUUCUAUCUUCAGGCUACACAUGGGAACUACACCUCUCACUUCCAUUGAACUUUUUUUUUUCAUGCAAAAGAACUGAUUGGCACUAAAGACACAGACAACUAAUUUAAUGAAACAUUAGUGGUAAAGGGCUAUCAUUUCUGUUUCUUGAAAAGGUUUAUUGCCAAUUGAACACACUUCAAGAGACAUAAAUUAGCCUUAAUGAACACAACACUUUAGACUCUUGACAUGUUACAAUUUAGAAAAUGUAUUGUGAAAAGCCUGCUUGUACUUCGCUGGCCUUUGCUUUAGAAAAGAAAAAAAAUGCAUAGCAAUUUCGAAACUGAGUUAUUUUUUAACAACACGUAACUUUGUAUAAUUUAAAAUACUGGUUUUAUUUGAUCUGUUUUAAACGAUGAGAUUAAUUACUCUGAGGCAGAAGAAAGGAUCGAUUUGCAAUCUAUUUUCUCUUUUCAUUUUUAGUUUCUCCUGGGUAACCUGGGGAUCAUCCCGUAAAAGCCCUGCAACCUAAAAUGACUACUUCACAUCUGCUUUUCUGGCUUCAGGUCCAGGACCAAGUGUUGCAUCUCCAAGUGAUUCUCUUCUUCACUCGUAUGACCCUAGAAGCCAUGUUUACAAAUACACAUCCUAUAGCCGGCAUGCAGCUGUCUUUAUUAAGUAUGCAAGUGCUUCUUACAGAAUAAUAUUUUUAUAUUAUUCAUGUUUAUAAUAACAUUUUGGCAAGAAUGCCUGUUCUGGAAUGAAUAGAAAUGAGGCACAAAAUUCUGAAUGUCCCCAUAAUGGAUCGUGUUUGCACUUAUUCAGUAGUCCAAAAGCAAAAUAUUAUUAGCCAAAGGAGGACAACCAGUUUCAACUGGUAUCUACAUCUGGUCAAAUGAUUCGAGAUUCUUUAUAGCUUAAAAUGAGAUUACAGCUGUCCACACUCAGAGGAAGGGGAAACAGCAUGCUUCUCCUGAUUGCUGGGGCUGGGGGGUGAUUGCUAAUGAAUUUUAACCAGGUGUGUGGGAUUUCUUUCAGGAUUCCCUUUUCCUAUUUACAUAUAGUACUGUUCAUAUUUUGUAUGACCAGUUAUUGACAGAUGUCCUUUUCUUCCUUAGAUUUGAAACUAUAUUUCAUUUAAAACAUUUUGUUACAUGAUACAUAAUGUUAAAACAUUAUGUUUUACAUGAUACAUUUACAUUAUAGUUAUGCUGGGGUAAUUAAUUUGCAAGGUCACGUGAGAGGAAACAUAUUAGCCAGGGAAGGUCCUAAAUUGGCAUCACCUGUCAACUAAAGCGCACGAAGACACCAGUUCUUGCUGAUGAUGCCGUCACGUCACCAGCGCGAUCAUAAAAGAAGCAUCUGGAUCCUCGCUGUCUCAUGCGUUAUCCACGGCAGCGGCAUUUAAGUUGUGAUUUGGUAUUGUCUUCAAAUGUCUCGGAUCCGCGGCGAAUGAAAGGAGAUGGAAAGAAGCGUGCGCGCCUGUCAGCUGUGAGGUCAGCUCUAGAAGAAUGGCGGCGAGCCGGGGAUUCUCUUACCAUAAAGGAGCAAGGAAGUUAGUUUCGCGAGGCAUUACAAUUCUACCAAAUAUCUGGUUGGGUAGCUGCCCUCGACAACUGGAGCAUGUGACCAUCAAACUGAAGCAUGAACUGGGAAUUACGGCUGUCAUGAAUUUCCAGACUGAAUGGGAUAUCAUCCAGAAUUCUUCAGGCUGCAACCGCUACCCGGAACCCAUGACUCCAGACACCAUGAUGAAGCUGUAUAAGGAAGAAGGCUUGGCCUAUAUCUGGAUGCCUACUCCAGACAUGAGCACUGAGGGCCGCGUGCAGAUGCUGCCACAGGCUGUGUGUCUCCUGCACGCGCUUCUGGAGAACGGACACACGGUGUAUGUCCACUGCAACGCUGGCGUGGGCCGCUCCACUGCUGCGGUAUGCGGCUGGCUCCACUACGUCAUCGGCUGGAGUCUGCGCAAGGUGCAGUACUUCAUCAUGGCCAAGAGGCCUGCGGUCUAUAUCGACGAAGAAGCUUUGGCCCAAGCACAACAAGACUUUUUUCAGAAGUUCGGGAAGGUUCACUCUUCCAUAUGCACUUUGUAGGUGACCAACCACCCCUUCUAACUGCCUUAGUAAGGAACUUGGGGGUGUGGCUAGUGGAAGACCUGGAGACAAAGUUGCCAUCUGAAUAGGGGACGGUGUUACCUGGAGAUACCUUCUAUUGUGGCUUGGUUGGGCUUAGGUGUGAAAUAUUUUUCAAAGGAAACUGAAUGCCAUAUGAGAAAACUUCAAAGGCCACUGACAGUGCAAUGAAUGCCCAUAGUUGCUGAUGCCGUGGGCUGGGGGCCUUUGCCUACAAGCUUCACAUAGAUGCAUUUAUAGAUUUGUGACUCUUUGGCAUGCAAAAGACAAGAGAGUGGUUAAGUGGAUUUUUAUCAUUACUGUGAGUGUCACACACACAUACUGCAUGUGUACACACACACACACACACACAUACACACACACUCACACACACCACACACACAGCUUUUUACUGAACUGAAAUUGCAGUCGUGGCUUUCUGUAAUUUCCUUCAUCCUGUUUCAUAGUUGUUAACAUCUCUAAGACGCCACCCUCCUAAUUUUACUGUCCUCCCAGUAUGACUGCAGAAGUAGAGUUCACCCUCUGUUUUUCUCAUCUUUUUAUUGCCUUUUUUUCCCUUGGGACAGAAUUUGAAACUACUUAUUUAGUGUAAUACAGAAAACUGACCCUUGAACUCAUGGUAAUCCUCUUGCCCUGACCUCCUAGAACUGGGAUGAAAGGUGUGUGCCUUAUACUCAAUGCCACUAUUUUUCAAUUGAGGUUUGUUGAGUGUAGGCUGGCUUGCCCAAUCUCAAGGUGAGUAGGAAGGAGACGAAGCUCACAAUCCAGUUUAUUUGGCUCAGAGCUGCUUUCAGUGCCAUUGUGGGUUUUUUUUUUAACCAGACUAUCAUGGCUGCAGCUUUGUCUAUCUUGGGGUAACAUUGCUACCCCUGCUGUUGUUUCUACAGUGGCAAAUGAAACAGUGCUCUGAUGCAUUGCCAAAGAAUGUGGAAAACCGUUUUCUUUUGUUCAACCUUCUGUAAGCUGUGUAGGUUCUCAAGGCUAAUUUAUCUGAGAGGAAGGAACCUGCAGAGGCCAUGACCACAGAUUGUUGUACAGCUAGGGGCUAACCUUGGUACUCAAUUCAGUAUAACUGCUGCUCCUCCCAAAAUAUGCUCAGUUCUAUUAGAUUCUAUCAGAAGUACAAACAUCAGCAAAACUUUGCCUCCUAAGAUAUAAAAUCUAGAAACAGAGCUGUGUUCCAUCCUCUGGAAGAUAGUUCCCAAAUACAACUCAUGCGUUAAGGGCACAGAAGGGGACUUAUCUUUAGUUGAAUGCCACUGUGUGACAGUCACUUCCCUAUCUUUAAUGCCAUCACCACUCUUUCUGGGCAAGGUCAUCAUCUCUGUUCAGAUGGGAAAGUUGAGGCCCAGAGAAUUUACAGCACUUGUCUAUUUCUGUUGUCAUGGAUGAAGCUAGGUUUGUCUCUCAAAUCCCAUACUGCCAAAAGUUAAAGUAUGAUGCUUAAAUAUGUUUCUCUGCCAUAUUUUAUAAUCAAGUGUUAAUAGGUAGAGAUGGUUAUUUGGAAGGCACAGAGACAGUAAGGCCACAGCAUAAGUUGAGCAGUGGGGGCUGGCAAGAUGGCUCAGAGGUUAAGAGCACUGUCUGCUCUUCCAGAGGUCCUGAGUUCAAUUCCCAGCAACCACAUGGUGGCUCACAACCAUCUAUAAUCAGGUCUGGUGCCCUCUUCUGGCCUGCAGGCAUACAUGGAGGCAGAAAGCUGUAUGACAUAUACAUAAUAAAUAAAUAAAUGUUAAAAAAAUCUUUGAAAAAAAAUAAGUUGAGCAGUGUUCAGAAAAGGGAGUAUGUUCUUAACACUUAGAGGGGGUGGCAAAGGAGAGAGAGAGAGAGAGAGAGAGAGAGAGAGAGAGAUAUUUUUCAGCAUGAUGACACCCAUGGGAGGUGGCAUUUGCUUUGGGCAGAGCAGUCUACAGGAAACAUUUCUCUUGUAAUUUGACAAAGUUAAGUCUAUAAGCCAGCAUCAAGUGAUGUACAGCCUCUCCUAUGAAAUACAGCCAGAUGUAGUUGUUGUGUUUAAGAACCAGUUUAUGCUGCCUGCCCCUGGAACUGAACUGAACCGGUCACACAGCUCUCUGUACCCAAAUCCCAUGGUGGAGAGAGUAGGACUCUCAGAAGUGCAGACAAUCCUGAGAGUUAAGGGGAGACUGCCACUUCUGCUCACAUUCCUGGCCCAAGAGGAACCUGCCUAGAUCUGCUGGAUACAGAAACCUAGGAGCAGUCAGUGGGACCCUUCCAGUUUCUGUCUGUACCAACAGCCUAAAGCUAGUCCCCUGGAGCUCUGAGACACCAGAAAGCAGAGGUAAGAACAAUUCCACUGCUCCAAGUGACCUGCCUGAAGACUGCAGGUCACACAAAUCAGAAGCAGCUCUCUGUUCCCAGAUUUGACUGAAAGAAAACAGGUCUACAGGAGUGCUGAUACACAGGCUUACAGGAGGGUCAAGCCACUGCAGAGACAGCAAGACAAGCUAACACCAGAGACAACCUGAUGGCAAGAGGCAAGCAGGGGAAACAAAGCAACAGAAACCAAGACUGCUUGGCAUCAUCAGAGACAAGUUCUGCCACCAAAGCUGAUACUGGAUAUCCAAACAGACCAGAGAGCAAGAUUUUGAUUUAAAACCACAUCUCAAGAUGAUGAUACAGGACUUUAAAAAGAACAUAACUCCCUUAAAGAAAUAUAGGGCAACACAGGUAAAUAAGUAGAAGCACUUAAAGAGGAAACACAAAAAUCUCUUAAAGAAUUACAGGAAAACACAACCAAGCAGGUGAAGGAAUUGAACAAAACCAUCCAGGAUUGAAAAAUGGAAAUAUAAACAAUAAAGAAAGCACAAAGGGAGACAACCCUGGAGAUAGAAAAACCUAGGAAAGAGAUCAAGAGUCAUAGAUGCAAGCAUCACCAACAGAAUACAAGAGAUAGAAGAGAGACUCUCAGGGGGAGAAGAAAACUUUGACACAACCAUCAAAGAUAAUGUAAAACGCAAAAUGCUCCUAACCCAAAACAUCCAGGAAAUCCAGGACAUAAUGAGAAGAUCAAACCUAAGGAUAAUAGGCACAGAAGAAAGUGAAGACUCCCAACUUAAAGGGCUAGUAAUAUCUUUAACAAAAUCAUAGAAGGAAACUUCCCUAACCUAAAGAAAGAGAUGCCCGUAAACAUACAAGAAGUCUAAAGAACUCCAAAAAGAUUGACCAGAAAAGAAAUUCCUCCUCUCACAUAAUGGUCAAAACACCAAACACACAGAACAAAGAAAGAAUAUUAAAACCAGUAAGGGAAAAAGAUCAAGUAACGUAUAAAGGCAGACCUAUCAGAAUUAUACCAGACUUAUCACUAGAGACUAUGAAAGCCAGAAGACCAUGGGCAGAUGUCAUACAGACACUAAGAGAACACAAAUGUCAGCCCAGGCUAGUAUAUCCAGCAAAAUUCUCAAUUAACAUAGAUGGAGAAACCAAGAUAUUCCAUGAAAAAAAUCAAAUUUACAUAAUAUCUUUUCACAAAUCCAGCCCUACAAAGGAUAAUGGAAAACUGAACACAAGGAGGGAAUCUACACCCUAGAAAAAGCAAGAAAAUAAUCUCAUUUCAACUAACCCAAAAGUAGAUAAUUCCAUCUCUAACAACAAAAAUAACAGGAACAACAAUCAUUGGUCCCUAAUAUCUCUCAACAUCAAUAGACCCAAUUCCCCAGUAAAAAGACAUAGACUAACAGACUGAAUAUGUAAAGAGGACCCAGCAUUUUGCUGCAUACAGGAAACACACCUCAGUGACAGACACUAACUCAGAGUAAAAGGCUGGAAAACAAUUUUCCAAGCAAAUGGUCCUAAAAAACAAGCUGGAGUAGACAUUCUAGUUAUCAAAAACAUAAGGAAGGACAUUUCAUAUUCAUCAAAGAAAAAAUCCACCAAGAUGAACUCUCAAUACUGAGUAUCUAUGACCAGAUUCAAGGGCACCAUCAUUCAUAAAAGAAACCAUGCUAAAGCUCAAAGCAUACAUUGCACUUCACACGAUAAUAAUGGGAGAUUCCAACACCCCACUCUCAUCAAUGGACAGAUCAUGGAAACAAAUGAAACAGAGACAUAGAGAAACUAACAGAAGUUAUGAACUAAAUGGAUUUAACAGAUAUUUAUAGAACAUUUCAUCCUAAAACAAAAGAAUAUACAUUCUUCUCAGCACCUCAUGGUACCUUCUCCAGAAUUGAGCUUAUAAUUGGUCACAAAACAAGCCUUAACAGAUACAAGAAGAUUGAAAUGAUCCCACACAUCCUAUCAGAUCACCAUGGACUAAGUCUGCUCUUUGAUAACAACAAUAACAACAGAAAGCCCACAUAUACAUGGAAGCUGAACAACACUCUAAUCCAUGAUAAGGAAGAAAUAAAGAAAGAAAUUAAAGACUUUUUAGAAUUUAAUCAAAAUGAAGGUACAACAUACCCAAACUUAUGGGACACAAUGAAAGCAGGGCUAAGAGAAAAACUCGUAGUUCUGAGUGCCUGCAGAAAGAAACAGGAGAGAGCAUAUGUCAGCAGCUUGACAGCUCACCUGAAGCUCUAGAGCAAAAAGAAGCAAAUACAUCCAAGAGGAGUAGAAGUCAGGAAAUAAUCAAACUCAGGGCUGAAAUCAACCAAGUAGAAACAAAAAGAACUAUACAAAGAAUCAACAAACCCAGGAGCUGGUUUUUGAGAAAAUCAACAAGAUAGAUAAACCCCUAGCCAAACUAACUAAAGGGCUUAGAGGCAGUAUCCAAAUUAACAAAAUCAGAAAUAAAAAUGGAGACAUAACAACAGAAUCUGAGGAAAUUAAAAAAAAUUAUCAGAUCCUACUACAAAAGGUUUUGUUCAAUAAAACUGGAAUAGCUGGAGAAAUGGACAAUUUUCUAGACAGAUACCAGGUACAAAAGUUAUAUCAGGAUCAGAUAAACCAUCUAAACAACCCCGUAACUCCUAAAGAAAUAGAAGCAGUUAUUAAAAGUUCCCCAACCAAAACAAAACAAAACAAAAACAAACAAACAAACAAACAAACAAACAAAAAACCCCAGGACCAGAUGGGUUUAGUGCAGAAUCCUAUCAGACUUUCAUAGAAAACCUCAUACCAAUACUGUCCAAACUAUUCCACAAAAUAGAGAAGGAGCACUAUCCCAAUUCCUCCUAUGAAGCCACAAUUUCUUUUAUACAUGAACCACACACAAAGACCCAACAGAAAGGUAACUUCAGACUAAUUUCUCUUAUGAAUAUCAAUGCAAAAUUACUCAAUGAAAUUCUCGAAAACCGAAUCCAAGAACACAUCAAAAUGAUCAUCCAUCAUGGUCAAGUAGGCUUCAUCCAAGGAAUGCAGGGAUGGUUCAAUAUACAGAAAUCCAUCAACACAAUCCACUGUGUAAACAGACUCAAAGAAAAAAACCACAUGAUCACCUCAUAGAUGCUGAGAAAGCAUUUGAACAAAUUGAACACACCUUCAUGUUAAAAGUCUUAGGAAGAUCAGGAAUUCAAGGUCCAUACUUAAACACAGUAAAAACAAUAUACAGCAAACUGCCCACUCUCUCCCUACUUAUUCACUAUAGUCAAAGUCCUAGCCAGAGCAAUGAGACACCAAAAGAAGGUCAAAGGGAUAAAAAUUGGAAAGGAAGAAGUCAAAAUAUCACUGUUUGCGGAUGAUAUGAUAGUAUACUUAAGUGACCCCAAAAGUUCCACCAGAGAUCUACUAAGCCUGAUAAACAACUUCAGCAAAGUGGCUGGGUAUAAAAUAAACUCAAAUCAGUAGCCUCCCUCUACUCAAAGGAUAAACAGGGUGAGAAAGAAAUGGGAAAUGACAAAAAUAAAAACCAUAGGAUAGUGAAAACUAUCCACAACAAUACAAGAACUUCUGAGGGAAUCAUCAUACCUGACCUCAAGCAGUAUUUCAGAGCAAUGGUUACAAAAACUGUAUGGUAUCAGUACAGAGACAGGCAGGUAGAUUAGUGGAAUAGAAUUGAAGACCCAGAAAUGAACCCAUACACCUAGGGUCACUUGAUCUUUGACCAAGGAGCUGAAACCAUGCAGUGGGGAAAAAUGGCAUUUUCAACAAAUGGUGCUGGUUCAACUGGAGGUCAGCAUGUAGAAGAAUGCAAAUGAAACAAUUUUUAUCACCCUGUCCAAAGCUAAAGUCCAAGUGGAUCAAGGACCUCCACAAUAAAGCAGAUACACUCAAACUAAUGGAAGAAAAAGUGGAGAAGAGCCUCAAAUUCAUGGGCACUGGGGAAAAUUUCCUGAAAAACACACCAGUGGCUUAUGGUCUAAGAUCAAGAUUCGACAAAUGGGAUCUCAUAAACUGCAAAACUUCUAUAAGGAAAAGGACAUUGUAAUUAGGACAAAAUGGCAACCAACAGAUUGGGAAAAGAUCUUUACCAAUCCUACAACAGAUAGAGGACUUAUAUCCAAAAUAUACAAAGAACUCAAGAAGGUAGACUACGGGGAGACAAAUAACCCUAUUAAAAAAUGAGGUUCAGAGCUAAACAAAGAAUUCACAGCUAAGAAAUAAUGAAUGUUUGAUAUGUACCUAAAGAAAUGUUCAACAUCCUUAGUCAUAAGGGAACUGCAAAUCAAAACAACCCUGAGAUUCCACCCCACACCAGUCAGAAUGGCUAAGAUCAAAAUCUCAGGUGACAACAAUACUUGUGAGGAUGUGGAGAAAGAGGAACACUCCUCCAUUGUUGGUGGGAUUGCAGACCGGUACAACCAGUCUGGAAAUCAGUCUGGAGAUUCCUCAGAAAAUUGGACAUUACACUACCUGAUGAUCCAGCUAUACUAUUCCUGAGCAUAUACCCAAAUGGUGCUCCAACAUACAACAAAGACACAUGCUCUACUAUGCUCAUAGCAGUCUUAUUUAUAAUAGCCAGAAGUUGGAAAGAUCCCAUAUGCCCUUCAACAGAGUAAUGGAUAUAGAAAAUGUGAUACAUCUACACAAUGCAAUAUUACUCAGCUAUCAAAAACAAUAACAUCAUGAAAUUCAUAGGCAAAUGGAUGGAACUAGAAAAUAUCAUCCCAAGUGUGGUAACACAAUCACAAAGAUACACACAUGGUAUGCACUCACUGAUAAGUCCAUAUUAGCCCAAAAGCUUGAAUUACCCUAGAUAAAAUUCACAGACCACAUGAAGCUCAAGAAGAAGUACCACCAAAGAGCAGAUGCUUCAGUUCUCCUUAAAUGUGGGAACAAAAAUUUUCAUAGGAGGGGAUAUUGAGACAAAGUUUGGAGACGAGACUGAAGGGCCAUUCAGAGCCUGACCCUCCUGGGGAUCCAGCCCAUAUAUAUAUAUAUAUAUAUAUAUAUAUAUGUGUGUGUGUGUGUGUGUGUGUGUGUGUGUGUGUGUGUGUGUAUGUAUGUAUGUAUGUAUGUAUGUAUGUAUGUAUAUGUAUAUACAGCCACCAAAACUUAACAAUAUUGAUAAAGCCAAGAAGUGCAUGCUGAGAGAAGCCUGAUAUAGCUGUCGCCUGAGAGCCUUAGCCAGAUUGUGACAAAUACAGAGGCAAAUGUUAGCAGCAAACCAUUGAACUAAGAACGGGGUCCCUGUUGGAGAAAUUAGAGAAAGGAUUGAAGGAGCUGAAGGGACUUGCAACCUUAUAAGAACAGUAUCAACCAACCAUAGCUCCCAGUGACUAAACCACUACUACACAUGGACAGACCCAUGGCUUCAGCUGCAUAUGUAUCAGCAGAUGACCUUGUUGGACACCAAUGGGAGAAGAAGCCCUUGGUUCUGCCAAGGGUGGACCCCCCAGUGUAGGGGAAUGUCUGGGUGGGAAGUUGGGGGAGGGGGAGUUACUAGGGAGGGGGAAUACACUUUUAAAAGAAGCAGAGGAGGAUGGGAUAGGAGGCUUAUGGCCAGAAAACCGGGAAAGGGAAUAACAUUUGAAAUGUAAAUAAAAAUAUCCAACAAAAAAUAACCAAUUUAUAGUUAAAAUGUAUUAUUUAAAAUUAAAAUUUAAGUGGACUAUUUUAAACUAAUAUAAUGGUGUGUGUGUGUUUGUGUAAUUUUCUUAAUGUCUUAAGACAUCUGGCCAUGUAAGUUCCACUGUACAAUGCCCUUUUUAAGGUGAAAUUUUCUCUAUUGCUUUGAUAAAUAAAAUUUUUUGGAACUAUUGAAGAACAUUUUAGAAUGACUUCAGUUUGCCUUCAGUGAGUGUUUUGUCUAAUGUGCCUCAAAAUCCACCCAAGAGUUUUGCUAAAUAAAAACAUAAAAAAGAG
Rattus norvegicus (Norway rat) is the source of this 11465-nucleotide messenger RNA. The record is from RefSeq and is a predicted model, not a curated record. NCBI's taxonomy places the organism in Eukaryota, Metazoa, Chordata, Mammalia, Rodentia, Muridae.